UAACUAGCUGGCUAAGCAUGUGGAUCCUCAAUGAGCACUGUUUAGCGUGAGAAGUGUGCCUCUUGGGCAUCAAUAUGAAGACAGAAGAAGGCACUAUUUGACAGAUCAAUAACAGAGUUUAUCUCACUGGAAUAAUUGCAAAUGUAGCUAGAUACACAAACAUCGAUUUAAGUGGAAAUCGUAAGUUUUUAGCCACAGUGAGUUAGCUAACCAUAACGAGACAGCAAAAAUGAACUUGUCUUUUGACGAUCAGUCACUGGAUAAUCUGGAUCCAACUAUAUCCCUAAAUGACCCCAGCGAUAUUGACACGGCUCUGCUCAAUGACAUUGAUGACAUGCUGCAGCUCAUCAACAACCAGGACAUGGUGGAGUUCAACCAGGACAUGGCGGGUCUCUUUGACCCCCCUCAGUUCACAGGGGUCACCCCUACCCAGGACCUCCCUGCCCUCAGCCUGCCCCACUCCACCACCUCUCCUCCAUCCACCACCUCCUCAAUCCUGAGCAGCAGCCCCCACCUUGAUGCUCUCCUGGGGCCCCCCAUCAUCCGCAGUUCCUCCCCCCCAGACAAGGCCUUCCACCCCACCACCUUCCAGCAGUCGCCCCUGGCCCAAGUCACCACCUCCACCCCUGUACCACUACCUAGGCCGCAGCCAGCUCCCCAGCAGGGCUCUCCAUCAGCCCAGGCUGCUCAGGGUCUCAGGCAGCCCAAGGUGGACCUGCCCCUGCCGGUCCUCCCCCCAGCCCCUGUUCCAGUCCAGCUUCCUCCCCCAGCCUUCCCCCAUACUGUACCCGGCCAGAGCCCCGUGUUCAGCGCCGCCCCCCAAGCCCUGUUCACCUCUCCUGCCCCCCAGCAGUCCCAGGCCCACACCCAGCAGAUACGGAUUAACUACAGCACCCAAAAUGGCUACAAAGCUGUCAAUCAUCAAGGAGGCCCCGUCCAGCCCAUGGUCAGCCUGUCGUCGUCCCCUUCCGGGGUUCAGCCAAUGACCAUCCAGGCUCUGACCACCACGGCCCCCCUCCUGACCACCUCAGCAAGCCCCCCAGCUCAGACCAUCGCAUCACAUCACAUUCAACAAGUAUUGCUCCAGCCCCAGUUUAUCAAGGCUGAGUCUCUGCUGCUGACCACCCUGAACCGUGACCCCUGUAUGGUCACUACUGUGGCCUCUCCAUGCAUCACCUCCCUGGCCACCACCACAUCCCAGAGCACCCACUCACUGCAGGCUCUGAUGAGUGGUGGCACCUUCCUGACCACAGUGCCAGUGAUGAUGGACUCUGACAAGCUGCCCAUCAACCGUAUCACAAUCAGCAGUAAACCUAUGGGCCUGCCCCCCAAGGGCGAGAAGCGCACCGCCCACAACGCCAUCGAGAAGCGCUACCGCUCAUCCAUCAACGACAAGAUCCUUGAGCUUAAAGACCUGGUGGCCGGGACUGAGGCCAAGCUCAACAAGUCAGCAAUUCUGAAGAAGGCAAUAGACUACAUCCGCUACCUGCAGCAGUCCAACCAGAAACUGAAAAAAGAGAACAUGGCCCUGAAGAUGUCUGCCCAGAAGAACAAGUCUCUGAAGGACCUGGUUGCCAUGGAGGUGGAUGGCCCACAGACGGACGUAAAGAGCGAGCUACCCACCCCGCCACCAUCCGACGUGGGCUCUCCCACCUCCUACUCCCACUGUGGCAGCGACUCAGAACCCGACAGCCCCAUGGGGGAGGACAGCAAGCCGGCGGUCAAUCUGAUGGAGACGUCCUCGUCCACUCCGGGCAGUGCUGGCAUGCUGGACCGCUCCCGCAUGGCGCUGUGCACAUUCACCUUCCUCUUCCUCUCCCUCAAUCCCCUGGCUGCCAUGCUGUGUGGAGGGAUGGGCUCCAGCACCACCGCUAACAACCAAGCAGUGCAUCCUGGGACAGGCAGGAUCAUGCUGGGCCUAGACAACGCAGCUGACUCGUGGGGCUGGAUGGACUGGGUGCUACCCACUCUGUUGGUGUGGCUGCUGAAUGGUGUGCUGGUGGCUGGGGUUCUGGUCAGAGUGUUGGUCUAUGGAGAGCCAGUCACCAGGCCCCACUCUGGAUCCUCCGUGCUGUUCUGGAGGCACCGCAAGCAGGCAGACCUCGACCUGGCACGGGGAGACUUUGCCCAGGCCAGUCAGAACCUAUGGACCUGCCUCAAGGCUCUGGGUCGCCCCUUACCCACCUCUCAGUUGGACCUGGCCUGUGCCGCCCUGUGGGCCCUGCUCCGCCUCUGCCUCCAGCGACUAGGGGUGGGUCGCUGGUUGGCUGCCAGGGCUGGGGGGCUCCGCGCCAGGGGGCUCCGGGAGGAUGCUCGCAUGAGCAGCCGCGACGCUGCCCUGGUCUACCACCGCCUGCACCAGCUGCACAUGACCGGUAAGCUGGGCGGUAGCCACCUGUCUGCGGUUCACAUGGCUCUGAGUGCUGUAAACCUGGCAGAGUGUUCAGGCUCCUGUCUCCCCGUGGCCACGCUAGGAGAGAUCUACGUCUCUGCAGCCCUACGAGUCAAAGCCAGCCUACCCAGACUCCUUCACUUCUCCUCUCGUGUGUUCCUGAGCAGUGCCCGCCAGGCGUGUCUCUCCUCCAGUGGCAGUGUCCCCCCGGCCAUGCAGUGGCUCUGUCACCCUCUGGGCCACCGCUUCUUUGUGGAUGGGGACUGGGCCGUCCGCAGCACCCCCAAAGAUAGCAUCUACAGCCAGGCAGGGAACACAGUGGACCCUCUGGCCCAGGUGACCCAGGCCUUUAGGGAACACCUUUUGGAGAAGGCUUUAUACUGUGUGGCCCAGCCCCGGGGGGAGAAGAUCCCCAGUGAUGGAGAGGGGGAGUAUGCGGAUGCUCUGGAGUACCUUCAGCUGUUGGCUAGUGCAUCAGACGCCGCCGGAGCCAACACCCAGUCCUUCGCCAUCGGAUCCAACAUGGCCACCGUCACUGGCUGUGACCUUCAUUCCAAAUGGUGGUCGUCGGUUGCCGUGGUGAUCAUUAACUGGCUUCAAGGAGACGACGCAGCGGCUGAGAGACUGUACCCCGCCGCCGAGCACCUGCCCCGUAGUCUACAGACUGCAGAGAGUCCGUUGCCCAAGGCGUCUUUGAACACGUUCCGGGCGGUGCGCGCCAUGCUGACCAAACCAGAGAACUGUCAGCUGAGUCUGAGCCACAGUGAGAGGGCCAGCGGCCUGCUGAGAGACAGCCUCAACCUGGGACCACACUGUCACAGCAGCAGCCUAGACAAGGUGGUCCAGUUGCUGCUGUGUGACCUGCUGCUGGUGAUGCGGACUAACGUGUGGCGUCUGCAGCAGAGCUCCAGUCCCGGGGGUCUCUCCUUGCAGGCCUCCCCAGCCGAGCUGCACGGCUUCCAGCAGGACCUCUCCUCCCUCAGGAAGCUGGCCCAGAGCUUCAGGCCCGCCAUGCGCAGGUUGUUUCUUCAUGAGGCAACCGCCAGGCUGAUGGCUGGGGCCAGUCCCACGCGAACACAUCAGCUCCUGGACCGCUCGCUCAGACGCAGAGCCACCCCCGGAGCCAAGACGGAGGAGUGUGAGAUGCGUCCUGGCCAGAGGGAGCAGGCUGAGGCGGUGAUGUUGGCGUGUCGCUACCUGCCCCCCUCCUUCCUGUCGGCACCGGGCCAGCGGGUGGGCAUGCUGGCGGACGCAGCCCGGACACUGGAGAAGCUGGGGGACAAGCGCACCCUCCACGACUGCCAGCAGAUGAUCAUUAAGCUGGGCAGCGGCACCACUGUCACCUCUGCCUAGACGAUACAGAGCGAGGCAGAGAGACCAGCCCCACACACACACACACACACACACACAAAUGGAUGAAGGAGGUUUUUGGCAUUUGGCCUGCAGCUGACGAACAGACGUACAGACAGUCUAACUAGACUUUGAGAAUCAUAUCAGGCAUACAGACAGACGAAUGAACAUACCUGACAGUUACCUGCCAUUAGUUUCAUAUCACCUGUCAGUAGACAGCUCUCAGAGUGACAGUUUAGCAGGGGAGGACUUCACCCCAGUAAAGUGUUGCUGUUGACAUUGUUGACAUGAUCUGUCAUGUAAGCUAGUCAUCAUCCACCAGGAUAUAUAGGUUCACGUUUCUGGUUAUUUUCUAUUCCCCUGCGUGAAAUGCACUGUAGUGGCGGAGUGUGUCCACUGGGUGGGGUUCUGGCGCCCUCUGCAGGACUGUGAAGGUGUGAUGGCUGGAAGUGUGUGUGUUUAAAAAAUAUAUAUUUUACCUUUAUUUAACCAGGCAAGUCAGUUAAGAACAAAUUCUUAUUUUCAAUGACGGCCUAGGAACAGUGGGUUAACUGCCUGUUCAGGGGCAGAACAACAGAUUUGUACCUUGUCAGCUGUGUGUGAGAGAGAAGGGGAAAGGUUUUUUACCUGCAGUUGUACACUACUAGCCUCAUGUUUUGAUUGGACGAUGCACCUUACAAAGCGAAGCACUCUGUUGUGAUUGGUGUGUUUAGAGAGUGGCUGUCUGUCUGACUGGCUGCGAUGGGAGGAGCAAACUGCGUUGGGACAGACUGGUCUUUUUGAGGAGCACAACAUUUCAGAAAUAUAUCGUAUAGAGCAGACGGGUUUCUCUAUCAUGUUGAAAAGAGGACCUUGACAGUUCUAUACAUUGUGUUUCUAUCUGCGAUGGUCUGAAAUGUUGCAUCUCUGUCAUGUGGUUUAAUCUGCACUGGCCCAGAGGGGCUGUAUUUGAGGAGUUCUGUAAUAUUGUAGCUUUUCCUUUUCAUAUUAUUUUCUUUGUUGUUGCUGUGUAUAUAUUUUACAAUGUAUUUAUAAUCUGUCUGAGAUUUGUUCUGCUGAUCAGUAUUUUCCAUUGGCCGGGUGAUCAUUUACUUUCCACCCUCAUUGUGUAGCAUAGCCAGAGGCUUGGGGUCCAAUGGGGAGUAUGGGUGAGUCCCAAAUGGCACCCUAUUCUCUAUAUAGUGCACUACUUCCUAUAGACCCUAGUCAAAAGUAGUGCACCCCACAAGGGAAUAGGGUGCCAUUUGGUAUGUGUUACUCAACCUAUGUUUGUUGCCAUAGUUGGUAAGUGUAUCAAAAAGGGGACAGUGUCCAUGUGCUUUUGGGGCCAAGGAGUGUCAAAGACCAUUCAAUAUUGUCAUCAGACUCAUGUGAGCGUUUGCACUAUUGCGCAAGGUGUGUGCUGCCAUUAUGAUGAUAUCAGAAAGAGUUGGAGGUGUUGAGUCCUCGAGCGAUAGGCUCCAGUCUAGGGUUGAGCCGCUGGGCCACCCAUAACAGAACAUUGACUUUAAUGGGAAUGUCCAUUCUAGUAAUUCUAUUUCUAUGGUGGUGACCCCCCCCCCCCAAGUCACUCCGUUCAAGACCAAUAGUUUACAAAAGAGCCCGAGUCUUAUCUAGUAUUUCUAGAUCUCAUGAUUUAAUUGACUCUUGUUAUUAUCAUCUCUUCUUCAAAAGAAGGCCUGUAGCGAGGCUGCCACACCCUCCUGUAGUCAGGCCCCUGGGUCCUGUUCACUAGGCCCCAAAUGGAAGAAAAUGGGUUGUUCUUGUCCAAUAAGAAACUGUCAUUUUUGUUUUCCGUUGAAAAACGUUUUUAAAACGUGUGCUCCUUUUGAACAGGACCCAUAUGUUAAAAAGACAGAGUGAAAGGGUACAACCCUGUUCCAGAACCACAGUUUUUGUUUUCAGAAGACUAAAACCCCAUUUGGUUCUUUAGCAUGCUUUUGUUGUGUUUAUCCCAGGACAUGCUAGUUUGUAAUAGUGUAUCAUUGUAAAUGACUGACUGAGGGACACUGGACUGAUGAUUCCUUCCCAGUGUGUUGGGUCAGUCUGUGGUGUGACUGUGUUAAAUCAUCACAACCACAUCUGAACAUGUAGUAUUAUUAUUAUUUAGUUUCUUAAUCAACAUAUUCUUUCCUUCCCUGUCUUUCUCCUUCUUUGCUCAUUGGUUUAUUCCUGGAUAUGUAAAUAAAAAUACAAUUUUGUAACGAAA
Oncorhynchus tshawytscha (Chinook salmon) is the source of this 5951-nucleotide messenger RNA. It is a transcript of the gene srebf1, whose product is annotated as sterol regulatory element binding transcription factor 1. NCBI's taxonomy places the organism in Eukaryota, Metazoa, Chordata, Actinopteri, Salmoniformes, Salmonidae. Gene Ontology annotation, biological process: regulation of transcription by RNA polymerase II. Gene Ontology annotation, molecular function: DNA-binding transcription factor activity, RNA polymerase II-specific; RNA polymerase II cis-regulatory region sequence-specific DNA binding; protein dimerization activity. The record is from RefSeq and is a predicted model, not a curated record. Gene Ontology annotation, cellular component: nucleus.